Aricia agestis (brown argus) is the source of this 1472-nucleotide messenger RNA. RefSeq lists its product as uncharacterized. The transcript has a single exon. The coding region runs from base 3 to 1376 and encodes 457 amino acids. NCBI's taxonomy places the organism in Eukaryota, Metazoa, Arthropoda, Insecta, Lepidoptera, Lycaenidae. The record is from RefSeq and is a predicted model, not a curated record. Gene Ontology annotation, molecular function: nucleic acid binding.
CUAUGGCAUCUUUAGGAAAAAGAGGGAAACCUUUACAAGGCCAGUCACGCGAAAUUAUUUACAAUGUUUAUAAAUAUUUUGUAACCGAAGCUGACAGAUUUAAAAAAAAUGUCGACGAAAAUGUAAGUAGUUAUUUUAAGAAGGUUCAAGAACGAGUUGCAAAUGCCACUGGAAUUUCAAGAAGAACUUUGAACAAUAUAUUAAAUGAAGUCAGUACUGAAACACAUCCUACUGAAAUUAAGUUCAGCACUCCAAAAAAAGGGCGACCAAAAAAGCAAUUUCGUUUAAAUAUGGACGAUUUUGAUUAUGAUGUUGUUCGAAGAAUGGUGUAUGAUUUUCACUUACGAUUUAAUGAACUGCCAACAAUUAAAUCAUUAAAAGCUAAAUUGUCUGAAGCUAUUAAUUACAAUGGGUCAGAAAAGACUUUGAGAAAAAUACUUCACGAGAUGGGAUUUCGGUUCACUAAAAUGGAAGAUAAUCGAAAAGUGCUAAUGGAAAAGCAGGAUGUAAGUCUCAAGCGAAUGGAAUACCUCGAUAAAAUACGCAAAUUUCGCGAAUCAGGAAAAAAUAUCGUCUACAUGGAUGAGUCUUACAUACAUACAUCCCACACUAAAGCGAAAUCUUGGAGUGAUGAUAAGAAAAAAGGAGUAAAAAAGCCAAUUUCAAAAGGUCAACGAUUGAUAAUAGUUCAUGCGGGAAAUGAGAAAGGCUUUGUACCCGGUGCCUUUUUAAUGUAUAAAUCUACGGACACUACAGGUGACUAUCAUAAUGAAAUGAAUAACCAUAACUACGAAAAAUGGCUGGUUAAUCAAUUAAUCCCAAAUAUACCCAGUGAUUCUGUUCUAGUUAUCGACAACGCACCCUAUCACAACAAAUAUGUUGAAAGACCUCCCAAUUCAAACACCAUUAAACAAGAAAUGAUUAACUGGUUAAACAAACACGACAUUCCAGUUGAUCCAAAAUUAACAAAACCCCAGAUUUACGAUAUUAUUUGUCAGCACAAGGAGAGGUAUACAGAGUUUUCUGUGGACAAAAUACUCGCCGAACAUGGGCACACUGUAUUGCGAUUGCCACCAUAUCAUCCGGAUUUUAAUCCAAUUGAAAAUAUAUGGUCUCAACUGAAAGGUUAUGUAGCCUCUAAAAAUGUAGGUAUGAAUUUAACUACAGUAAAAACAUUAUUGACUGAAAAAGUAAACAUGAUCGGGACUGAAGAGUGGAAAAAGGUUUGCGAUCACGCAAUAAAAUGUGAGAAUGAACAUAGAAGCAUUCAACACGGUUUAGACAAUUACACUGAUAGACUAGUGAUAAAUACGGCUGAUAGUGAUAGUGAGCUCUUUGAGAGCACAGAUAGUGAAAUGGAAGUAAUUGAGAAUUAAAGUUAUUAUUAUUUUAACUAGAGGUAUAAUGGUAUUUAUCAUGUACACUACAGUUGUAAUUUUCGAAAAGAAUUAAAUACGUAAACAUAAUUUGAA